CAAAUUCCUCCGCCUGUGCUCUUCCUCACGGUGCCAACAGUGCAUCCUCCGACCUCAAAAUCUCGCACCCGCCCAGGGUCCAUGUCACGUGACACUGUACCUGACCCCUGUGCUUCCAGACCUGCGUGCGGCGUGCGGCGUCACACCGGAGAGCCGCGCCGAGAGUGGCACCCGGUUGACUGUGCACUUUUGCGUUCAACGACGUCACAACUGUCACAUCUCCUUAAAAUCCUCCUCGGCCCUCUCUUUCUUCUUCCCCGCCGCUCUCCAACCUGUCUCUCGUCCAUCCAACCUGCUCUAAAUCAUCAUACUCACCAUGGCCGACCAAGCUCACACCGCCGUCGCGGAGCCCCAGGUGCUCCCCCGCUUCCCCGAGAUUUCGCUGGCUCCCGGCCCCAUCGAAGAUCAGCUGCGUGAUCUCUACGCAUCUCAGCACACCACUGGCUCUUUCGAAGAUUUUGUCAAGCAAAUCUCGGAGGUUUCUACCUCGCAUUUGCCCUCUGACACCUCGCAUCCCUUCAGCCACUAUUACAUCUCAUCUUCUCACAACACAUACCUCACCCAGAACCAGCUUUCUGGAAAAGCCUCUGUUGAUGGCUAUGUCAACGCCCUUCUCAGCGGCGCGAGAUGCAUCGAGAUCGACGUCUGGAAUGGAAAGAAUGGCAACCCCAAAGUUGUGCACGGCUGGACUCUGGUCCAUCCAGUAGAUUUCAAGGAGGUUUGCGAAGCCAUCGCAGAGAAUGCCUUCAAAACCACGCCUUUCCCGCUCCUUCUCUCGCUCGAGACCCAUUGUGAUCACGCCCAGCAGGGCGCAAUGGCAGAAAUCAUGCACGAGACUUUUGGCGAUAUGCUUCUCAGCCGUCCUUUGAACCCCUUCAAAGUGCUGCCUUCGCUCGAGGAUCUCAAGCACAAGAUUCUUGUUAUUACUGCUUCCAUGACCGAGAAAGAGGAUGCCGCGGCCGCUGGAAGCCAGUCUCCCAAAACUGAUUCCGACUCUAGUUCCGUCAAGUCAAAUGGCUCGGACUCGUCGUGCUCGUCCGAAGAGGCUAGUGCGCCUGCCGAGCAAUCUGACGAGGUAGAGAAAAUCGGUGAUAACUCCGUCAAUCCCAGUCUUGCAGCGCUGGGAAUCUAUGCUAUCCCUCGUCCGUUUGAGAAUCUAUUCAACAAAUUCUCUCUUGAGUUCAAUCACAUCCACAAUGUCUCCGAGCGCAUGUUCUCCAACCUCCGCAAUAAGCCUCCCCCUGACUCGGACGUGAAAGAUCUCCCUGACGAAGACAAACUAACGCCCAGAGCGGUCAUCUUGCACAACUCUGCAUAUCUUAUGAGGAUCUAUCCGAACGGCUACCGCUUCAACUCUUCCAACCCUUAUGCCCCUCUGUACUGGGCAUACGGAGCUCAGAUUGUCGCUUUGAAUUGGCAAAAGGUCGACAAGGCGAACAUGCUCAACCGCGCGCUCUUUGAGGGGACCGGCGGCUAUGUUCUCAAGCCCAACUGUGCCAACAACGACGGCCAGAGCUUCGACACUUCGCUCAGCGAUGACAUUCACGAGCUCGCUCAUAAAUUCAAAGAGUCUCUCCGUCUUCGUCCUUCAUCUGACAGCAAGAAGUCCUCUCCUGAGGUGAAGGAAUCGACGGAAUCAAUCACGCAGCUUACCGGAAAGCUGAAGGUGCGCGUCAUUGGCGUUCAAAAUAUGCCGAUUCCGAGUGUGAGCAAGAUCAAAGACCCUGAGGAGUUGAAACCCUAUGUGAAGAUCGAAGUCAUCCAAGCUCAGGUCGAAGACAAAUACCUCGACAAGAUUGGUAUUCCUCCAAAGUCCGCCGUUCUCAAGGAAACCACGGACCGUUCAAAGACUCUGAAAGGCUCGACCGUUGUCUGGGAUAAGUCUGAGACUUAUGACGUUGCAAGCGAGCUCUCGUUUGUCCGAAUCAAAGUAUAUAACAAUGAUGGUCUAUUUGGCAAGAACGAUCCCUCCCUUUGGUGGGCUAUUCGUAUCGGCAACUGGAAGCCUGGCUAUUCUUUGAUCCGUCCUUAUCUGAUGAAUGGAGAGAUUGCUGAUUCUUCUGUCUUGCUCCUUGUUGAGCUAUCAUGGGUCUAAGUUGAUAUUUAUUCAUAGUGUUUCAUGGAUUCUGUUUCCAUCUUCUGUUAAAUAUCUUUACAGCAGCUAUCAAUAAGACAUUGCUGAUUCUCUUAUUUUCCUUGUGGUCUUGUGUCAUAUAUUUUCACAGUAGCUAUCAAUAAGAUGUUGCUGAUUCUUUUGUUUUCCUUGUGGUGGGGGUACACUGAUGCCAAGUUGGUCCUUUUUGUUUGGUCUAUUAUAUUAUUUGUAGUGAUUUUUCCAUGUACUGUGAAUUCUUGUAAAUUGUUUAAGCAGCUAGCAAUGUACAUACAGUGAAUCUAUUUAUCUAAACCAA
Messenger RNA from Myxozyma melibiosi, 2411 nucleotides. RefSeq names its product PLC-like phosphodiesterase. The transcript has 6 exons. Gene Ontology annotation, biological process: release of sequestered calcium ion into cytosol; phosphatidylinositol-mediated signaling; lipid metabolic process. The coding region runs from base 317 to 2095 and encodes 592 amino acids. The record is from RefSeq and is a predicted model, not a curated record. Gene Ontology annotation, molecular function: phosphatidylinositol-4,5-bisphosphate phospholipase C activity. NCBI's taxonomy places the organism in Eukaryota, Fungi, Ascomycota, Lipomycetes, Lipomycetales, Lipomycetaceae.